This is a messenger RNA of Emiliania huxleyi CCMP1516, 270 nucleotides long. RefSeq lists its product as hypothetical. The transcript has 3 exons. The coding region runs from base 1 to 270 and encodes 89 amino acids. NCBI's taxonomy places the organism in Eukaryota, Haptophyta, Isochrysidales, Noelaerhabdaceae. The record is from RefSeq and is a predicted model, not a curated record.
AUGAUCUUCUGGAGCUCGAGCACGGGCAGCAUCGAAUGGUCGAAUCUGGAGCCGACAAAGGGGCGGCUAACAGCAGACGAGAAGAAGGAGCGGCAGAAGGCGUACCGAAACGCGAGUCAGUCCUACUGGCAGACGCCCAAGCGCAUCUACUAUACCCUUACCGCCGACUUUGAGAGCUUCACGCCGGCACGGCUCCUCUUUGACUCUGGCUACUCAACCAUCGACGCCACCGUCCUUCGCAGCGAGGGCCACCACCGCAUGGAGUGUUGA